Molecule: messenger RNA, 1152 nt
Organism: Morus notabilis
Lineage: Eukaryota; Viridiplantae; Streptophyta; Magnoliopsida; Rosales; Moraceae
Product: craniofacial development protein 1
Exons: 5
Coding region: 44-847 (267 amino acids)
Source: RefSeq, a predicted model, not a curated record
UUCUUCGACAGAGCUCUGUUGAUCGCACUUCCCUCGAGUUUCCAUGGCCACUGCCAGCGGUCUCGAUGCUUCCGGUUCUUUCAGUGGAGUUGAUGGUAAACCAAAUGAGCCUAUCAAAGCUGAUCCUACUUCAAGCUCAGAGGCAAAGACUAAAGAAAGUGAAAUAAAAGCUCGGGUUGAUGCUGUGUGGGAGCAAAUGAACAAAGGAAUCUCCAAAAAGACACUGAACGAUUUGUUAAAGAAGCCUAGUAAGCCGAGUUCAACUGUGAAAAAGCCUCCACAAAAGUCAUCCUCUAAUUGGAUGACAUAUCUAGGUCUCGGAUCAAAAGCCGCAGUGUCCCCUGGUAAAGAUGUUCCCAAGAAGGAACCUAUAACAAUGCUGCCGAGCACUUCCAGUGAUGAAGCCAAGAGGCUUGCUGCUGCUGCUCUCUCGGCAGUUAAGGAAGCUGCAGCUUCUGCAUCAGGCAGGGGAAAAGUUGAGAUCACAGAGGUUCGAGACUUUGCAGGUCAAGACAUCGAAGUUAAGAAGCUAGUUGAUGCUGAAUCGAAGGAGGCAUUGGAGAAGGCCAAAGUCACAGCGCCUUCUGCUGUUGAUGCAGUACUUGAGCAAAUCAAGAAGAAACAGAAGCUCAGUGUGCUGGACAAGACUAAAAUGGAUUGGGGGGAGUUUAAGGAAGAAAACCAAGGGUUGGAAGACGAGUUGGAUGCUUACAAGAAGAGUUCCAAUCAGUAUUUGGAAAAGGUUUCUUUCUUGCAGCGGACGGAUUACAGGGAGUUUGAGCGGGAGAGAGAUGUGCGGCUCGCCCUGCAAGCCAAGAGGAGGCCGGAUAUGCGGGAGGACCCAUAACUUAAUGGUGUUUUUGACUUUGCUUAUUACUGUUGGAGAGAUGUGGAAGCCAACUUAAGAGACAAAUGGAAGUUACUAAAAAUUCUAUCAAGUGUCGUGCAAAGUGAAAAUGAGCGUCAAUCAGUGCCGUUAAAAGGCAUAUACUAUGCAUUGUUUUUGUUAGUGAGAUUAGAUAUGUAGUUUAUGGUUUCAGAGGAUUCACUGUAAAGAGAGGAGAGGUUAUAUCUCCUUGGUCAAGUUUUUACUUUGUAGGAUUAUCUCUUUCUUCCAUGAAAUUUAGUAAAUAAGCUUUUUUUUUUUUUAAA